AUGCUAAUCUUCUCUGUAUUAAACAAAUUGACCAGGUGCCCGAAGGCGUAUCACCACAUUAUGGCCUUGCAAACGGGCACUCAAACUGCCUUUCUUGACCUACCAAACUUCAAACUUCAAUUAGAAAGCCGAUAUCGAGCUUCAAACUCUCACUAUCUCCUCCCACAGCCAUACUCAUCCAGCGGUAUAAAUAGCACAGCUAUUCCACUGCCGCAUGCCCUCUCAACUUCAUUGUCUUCACUGCGACAGAAAUUGGAUAGAGUAGGACGAAAGGCAGAAGGUACCCAGAUCCCCUUGGAGCUUAUGACGCAGAGCGGCUCAGAGGGUAGACCCAAGAUGAGAGGCGAUCGGGGAGGUAGCUGCGACGACGGAGGAGGCUGUGGAGAGUAUGUGGAUGAUAAGAAUAUGGAGGAAUAUGAACUAUUGAUCAUGCGCAAUUUUCAUCUUUUAGGUCAGUCCAACCUCGCCAUUAGAUUUGUAAUGAUAAAACAUGUUUGGCCAGGCGAAAGCGCUUUAUUACCUCACAGCCAAAAAAGUCAAUACUACACGCUAAACGUCCCGCUACAACUGGAAAUUCGGAAGAAGAAAGCUGAACUGCUUGGGCCAAUGACUUGUGGUGACUCGCCGAGCCGAAGUACAUUCAGUACCUUGGUUUUCCUUCAUCCCUUCGGACUUCCAUUCAACUACCCGGCUACCUCAGCCACCUCUCAAACUAACCCCUUCGGAAACUUAGAAGCGAAACUUUUAGCUUUCUCAUCUCUAGGAUUCCAAAGAUACGACAAUACCCACUCCACUACUGCCCUCAGUAUUGUCCGUCAUCCGAGCGAAAACACGGAAUUAAUUAUCAAUACAAUUACGACUCCAGGCAAUCCUGUGCCACGUCUUGGAAUAACAAGGAGUGCGAGGGCAAUCGCAUUCGGCAUCAUAUUCCCCCUUCUUGCAAGUCGCUUCAGCUUUGCAAGAAUAUUUGAAGAGACUCCGGCUUUGGGCCACGUGCUGCUGAUACGGUUAGCACGAGGAAACUCUAUAUGGCUCGCGAAAGUUCUACUUAUCCAAGACUAA
Molecule: messenger RNA, 1062 nt
Organism: Lindgomyces ingoldianus
Lineage: Eukaryota; Fungi; Ascomycota; Dothideomycetes; Pleosporales; Lindgomycetaceae
Exons: 12
Coding region: 1-1062 (353 amino acids)
Source: RefSeq, a predicted model, not a curated record